AUGACAGUUACUUUUGAGUUUGAACAUCAGAUUCCAGUUCUCCCAAUACCGGACUUGAAGUCAACUUUUGAGCAACUAGAAGCAUGUUUAAAACCAUUGAAUGUGGCAGACGGCUACCAUAAGGACUUGCAACAUGCCGAAAAUGAAUACAAGCUCUAUAGGGCCAUUUCACGGUUUUUGAACUCAGAAGUGGCUCAAAAACUCCACUCCAAGCUGCUGGAACUGAACCUACGAGGCUCUCAUUUGCUGGGCAGCUCGCAACUGGACAUGUAUAGCCACGCUUUGACGCGCGAAAUAGAAGGGGAUGUUUUGCCACGAAAUCCAUUUCUGAUACUGUCCCCAGAUGCAGUCGAAGGCAUUGAACAACACGAACGCGCUGCGGUUCUAUGUCAUUCUGCUUUGAAGUUUAUCUCUGCUCUGCGACGCGGAGUUCUGCCACCCGAUAAAGAUCAAUCAGGGACCCCGCUUUCCAUGCUUCCCUACAUGGCUUUGUUUGGAACUACCCGAUGCCCGUUUUCGAGAACAAACGACCUUCAUCACUGGGAUGAGGCAUCGUCCUAUGAUUUGCAGGCAGCAGCAGACUUAAGUGACGAACAUGAAAUCAAAGAAAAAACUUACCCUUCUUCUUCGCACGUUUUGGUCAUUUCAAGAGGUCAGUAUUACAGUGUAGAAGUCUUGGACACUGAAAAUGCUCCGUUAUACGACGACGGUACUUUAUCUCAAGUUCUGCUCUCUAUUUCGGACGAUUCCUCUAAUCUGGAACAUUUAGCUCACAGUACAGCGCUUGGUAGCUUCACCGCAUGUUCGCUGAAGCAGUGGAAACAUGCCCGCUGUCUUUUGAAAGAACAAUGUCCCAACCAAAUCGCGAUCAUAGACUCUGCCCUAUUCGUGUUAGUUUUAGACGAGUCUUCGUUCGCGUCGGACGCUUCUCGUGAGUGCAAACGACUAUUUUAUGGCAGCAGUACCGUAAAUGAAAAAGGAGGUUGGCAGGGUUCUUGCAGCUCGAGAUGGUACGAUAAAUUGCAAUUGGUGGUCACAAAAGAUGCCAAAGCCAGUCUAAUAUGGGAUUCCCUCACUUGCGAUGGCUCGGCUGUGGUGCGAUUCGCCUCUGAUAUUUACGCAGAUUCUGUCCUUCGUCUUGCUCGUGAAAUUGAUGACAGUUCCUCAUUUUCACUCUGGGAUUCUCCGUCUGUCAGCAAAACGUCCCCUCCAAGAAGCGUGAAGAAGCUCACUUGGGAUUUCUCUGACGCUUUGAAAGAAGUCGUAUCAAUGUGCGAAAGCAACCUCGCUGACUUGGUAUGCAGGCAUGACAUAGUGCAGAAAGACAUCCCAUACGGAAGAAAUAUUGCACGUCGUCUAGGAGUUAAUUCUGAUUCCAUGAUACAGGUUGCUAUACAGCUUGCGCAUUUCACGCUUUACGGGAAAAUGGCCUCUACUUUUGAACCAGUCUCCACCAGGGCUUUCCGCAAUUCAAGGUCAGCUUUUGCUCCUGUUCAAAAUCAGCAGUUACUUGAUCUGUGCCAGCUUUUUAACUCUAGCCUUUUGGAAGGGCAUUUAAAAGCUGAGAUGUUCGUGUCCAUAUGCGGCAUACAUCGCAGAAACGUCGAAUUAUCCAAGCGUGGUUUAGGCUUUGAGAAGCAUUUCAACAUGUUGCGGUACCUUUACCAGCACUACCAAAAGUUUCAAAUCAAGCUGGGCCCAGCAGACCUUGAAGUUGCAUCUGGCAUUUUUGAUAAUGACUUAAUAAGCCCAUUGUCCAAUCCUGAGAUAAUUGCGGCCCAUUGUGGCAAUUCCGCAGUGAUGGGAUUUGGUAUAAAUCCCGCUGUCCCACAAGGUUUUGGUAUAGGUUACAGUUUGAGCCCCGACAGAUGCGAUUUGACUGUCACUUCGCAGUUCAGACAAGGAAACCGAUUUCUCUCAGCGCUAAAAUAUAUUCUGGAUCAGAUUCUUUUCUGCAAGUUCCAGUGCGAACGGGAACCAGCUUUAGCGCCCUUUGGACAAGACCAAAGCUUUAGCGUAAGGAGUGUGGAUUCGUCAUCAGCACCGAACCAACUCAGGCGAGACACCUAUGAAACGCAUAGCAAGUUUCAGCCCUGGAACGCGUCUGAGCAAAACAGCGCCAUUAGUAGCAAGAUUUCUACACAACCGACGUCUGCGGAUAGCUCAAUAACCAAAGAUAAAAGGAGGUAUAACCGCUCAGGUUCUGUGACCAUUGAGCUGACAUCACAUUUCCUAACGAAUGAGGAGAAGAUGAAAAUAGGCCGACAAAUCCCACUGGAUGAAUUGGCCCCUCUUUGGGAACUUGGCGGAUGA
Molecule: messenger RNA, 2313 nt
Organism: Lachancea lanzarotensis
Lineage: Eukaryota; Fungi; Ascomycota; Saccharomycetes; Saccharomycetales; Saccharomycetaceae
Gene: YAT2
Product: LALA0S01e18338g1_1
Exons: 1
Coding region: 1-2313 (770 amino acids)
Biological process (GO): carnitine metabolic process
Cellular component (GO): cytosol
Molecular function (GO): carnitine O-acetyltransferase activity
Source: RefSeq, a predicted model, not a curated record